AUGCGAGAGUACGAUGUUUUUCUGGAUACGAGAGAGAGUUCGGUGCUUUUCCAGUACCCGCUGUGCACAGAACUCCCGGAAGUAAAGAGUAUACGGGGGAAGAUGGACGACCUACACGCGGAAAUACGCGCUGAAACGGGAGCAGGAGACGUGAGUUUUAAGUCCUCCACCUCCGAGACGAUAAACAAGUACUAUAUCCUCUCUGUCUCUGGGCAGGAGCUAUGCGGGGUCCCAGUGAAGAGAGUCCUGCAAAUGAGGCCCUUUCUAGCGGAUACUGAAGAGACCGUUAGAAAGACCGAGAAGAAGGAGACAAAAGUCUUCUCCAUGAACGAGACGCAGGAAGAGCUUGAAAACAGAAUGAAAAAUCCAAAUUACGUCGUAGAGAAGAUGAAAAGCACGCCCUGGAGGGAGUACUCCAUUCUCCCAGAGGAAGAGUACGCUCGAGGAGGGGAAGAGUCCUACACCCCCGCGAGGAACUGCCCGAAUGCUCCUGAAGGAGUUUUUGGGAGACGGAUAGAGGAGACUAUAUACAACGCCCGAGUAGUGAAUAUUCCGGAGCUAGUGAAGAUAUACCCUUUUCUUCCUCUGGGGGAAAUAGGGAAAGUCCUCUCAGAGAUGACUGUUCCCUUCCUGGGGAGACACGUACUGAAGGGGGAGUACUUUAACGACCUGGGAGGGAUUCUCUCGUCUGUUCUAGGGCGGAUGGAGGGAGACGGGACUUUCUCAUUCACGAAGGAGGAACUAGUCAGUGAGCCAGAAGAGCUUAUUUACGUGCUUAAGCAGAUUGCCUUUAGAGACGGAUGCGUAUACAGGCUGAAAGGGUACUCGGAGGAGGACAUAAACCGAUCAGAAAGUGCCUGCACGGAAUGA
This is a messenger RNA of Nematocida major, 870 nucleotides long. RefSeq lists its product as uncharacterized. The transcript has a single exon. NCBI's taxonomy places the organism in Eukaryota, Fungi, Microsporidia. The record is from RefSeq and is a predicted model, not a curated record. Bases 1 to 870 code for a protein of 289 amino acids.